Molecule: messenger RNA, 1526 nt
Organism: Oryzias latipes (Japanese medaka)
Lineage: Eukaryota; Metazoa; Chordata; Actinopteri; Beloniformes; Adrianichthyidae
Gene: cltrn
Product: collectrin, amino acid transport regulator
Biological process (GO): positive regulation of amino acid transport
Cellular component (GO): plasma membrane; extracellular exosome
Source: RefSeq, a predicted model, not a curated record
GAACAGCUUGUGAAUAGAAGAGAUGCUUAGUCUGACAUGAAGUGGUGGUCGGUCGCUGAACUGCGCUCUCACCGCCUGAGGAAUGCAGCCGCCCGUGGCUCUUAUCUGAACCCCCCUAAGCUGAUUUGGUCUGUUUUCCAGUUACCUGCUCUGCAGAAAGAACAAGAAAAGAGGAAAAAAGGGCUGAGAACCAUUAAUUGUCGGGGAGUCACUGAGCGAAGAGCAGACGGAGCUCUGUGUUUUUGCCUCUUUGGAGCAAACAAGCAUCUUUGGGGCACUUGAGGGUUUCCGUGCAAUACCUGGCAGCCACUGCCGUUUCCUUAAGUUCAGAUCACGGAAUACCUGGAGUUUCAUCUGAGCUAUCACAGCUUUCCUGCUCUGGAGAGAAAUGCUGGAACGGGUCAUCCUCCUGCUCUGUGUUCUGCCAGUUCUGGCAGCACAGAACUGCAAACCUAAUGCUCCAGAAGGCCACAAAGUCCGGCUCAGCAUCAAAACUGCUUUGGGAGAUGAAGCCUAUGACUGGAAUGAAAACGAGCUGUUCCUUUUCCAAUCAACCAUGGCUUAUGCGAUGAGGCGCUUGAAGGGACAGCAGUUUAUAGUUUCCAACAUCGUGGUGUGUAAUGAGACUCCAAGGGUGUCCUUCUGGUUUGUGGUAACAUCUCCCCAGGACCCUUCACAGCUUGUUCCCAAAGGCGAGGUGGAGGAGGCUGUGAGAAAGUCCAGGAAUCGCAUCAACCAAGCCUUCAUGCUGUCAGACUCCACUCUGGAGUUCAUUGGCAUCCUGCCCACGCUGGCAGCGCCAGUUGAACCCCCCACACCCACAUGGCUCAUCGUGUUUGGGGUGGUGAUGGGUCUGGUUGUUGCGGGCAUCUUCAUUCUGCUCGUGCUUUCCAGCGUCCAGAAGAAACGAAAGAAGAACAAAAUAGCAGACGAGGAGGAGGAGGAUGAGGAUGAAGGGACACGAGUGCAAACACCUGAAAACGGCUCCACAAGAGUGGAUUAUUACAACAAUUCCUUUGCGGAUGAUGAGCGAUUCACUCACAUGUAGAUUUCCCACAUAAAUGCCAACAAUUGAAGCAAUAAGAUGGGAUAAUAAACCUUUGGAUCUAUGUGGAGUUUUGCUGCAAAAUAAUAGCUUAAGGUUUUUACAAAACCCCAUUUGCAGCUACUGUCAUUAGUUCAGAUUUUUCAUUCCCUUGGAUAUUUGAUUUGCUCUUCGAUUUCUUAAAUAAUUGUCUUCCUGUUUCGUAUUAUAAGAAAUGUAGACAGCCUUAUGACAGAAUGUGUACAAAUGUAUUAAUCACAAAAAGACGCCUUAUUUAAAGAGAUGGGCAACUACUAACCAUAAACAAACUGAGAAGAAACCCUGAUGUGUAAAUUUGUGUUUGAAUGUUUUUGCUAAGAGGAUCUGCUGCCCUCUGCUGGUCAUAUAGGGGAAGAGCAACAUGGUUUUUAUUUCAGCAGACUGUCAGAAAACAAGGAUUUCUGCUUGCAGAUGCUAAAAUAAAAAAUCUGUUUCUAUAAAA